AUCAAGAGAGAGUCAAGCAAAUGUCAGUGCAGAUAUAUGUACAUCUUCUGUGACGGUAUAUGUCUGCAGUGACGAAUUGCAGAUUGAACUCGAUCGUCAGUACGAAAUGCAAUCAAAUCUCCAUCCUCGGCACCGCUGUAUAAGCAUGGCAAGCUUGCUUCGCCACGCCAACUUGUACGGACACCAACGACAGCGCCGCCGUGGGCUCGAUCGCACGUGGUUUUACUCCCCCGAGAUGAGGAUGGCGUCGGCAUGGCAGCUGCUCCUGCCGGUGGCGCUGUGCUGCUUCGGCGGCGCAGCCGGCGAGGGGUGGCGGUGCAGGUUCCCGGCGGUGUUCAACUUCGGCGACUCCAACUCCGACACGGGCGGCUUCUGGGCGGCCUUCCCGGCGCAGCCGCCCCCGUUCGGCGUCACCUACUUCGGCCGCCCCGCCGGCCGCGCCUCCGACGGCCGCCUCGUCAUCGACUUCAUAGCUCAGGCCAUGGGGCUGCCGCUGCUGAGCCCCUACCUGCGGUCCGUCGGCUCCGACUUCCGGCACGGCGCCAACUUCGCCACGCUCGCCUCCACGGCGCUGCUGCCCAACACGUCGCUCUUCGUCACCGGGGUCAGCCCCUUCUCCCUCGCCAUCCAGCUCCGGCAGAUGAAGGAGCUCAGCAACAGAACCAUCGCCUCCCGCGGCACCAGUGACCAGCUUCCCCCGCCCGACGUUUUCGGCGACUCCCUGUACACGAUCGACAUCGGCCAGAACGAUUUCACCUCCAACCUAGGGUCGCAGGGCAUCGAGAGUGUCAAGCAAACGCUUCCUUCAAUCGUCAGCCAGAUCUCAGGGGCAGUACAGGACUUGUACAGCAUCGGGGCUCGCAACUUCAUGGUGUUCAACAUGGCGCCCAUCGGCUGCUACCCGGCCUUCCUCGUGGAGCUUCCUCACGGCAGCGACGACCUGGACGAGUACGGCUGCAUGACGAGUUACAAUAGCGCGGUUGUCUACUACAAUGAACUGCUCAACAGCACCUUGGCCGAGGAUAGGAACAUGCUGCAGGAUGCGUCCAUCGUGUUGGUCGACAAAUACUCCGCCAUGCUCGAGCUGUUCCAGCAUCCAGAAGAUCAUGGGCUCGAGUAUGGGACCAAGGCGUGCUGCGGAUACGGCGGCGGGGCUUACAAUUUUAACCCGGAUCUGUACUGUGGCACCAGCAAGAUUGUGAAGGGCAACGUUGCUAGUGCGACGGCCUGCGGAGAUCCCCAGAACUACGUGAGCUGGGACGGAAUCCAUGCCACUGAAGCUGCAAAUAAUAUCAUAGCAUCUGCGGUGAUGAGUGGCUCCUACUCGUAUCCACCUUCAGACCUUUCCAAACUUUGCCAGCCAUGACCCCGUAGCCUGAUCACAUCACAAGUUUACUCAGAGAUACUGCUUGCUCAAACCAAGUUAUCCUCCUGUGCUGUCAGAUAACAGCGCAAGUUUAGUCAGAGACAUUGUUGCUGAUACCAAAUUACUCAUUCUGUCAGUUAACAGCUGUGUAGAAUGAUUACAGAAAAUAAGAGCCUCAUUGUAAGUGUAUCCAGUACAUGUAGUACUAAAAGAUUAGACAAAAAAUUGUAGCCUCUAGUGUAAUCA
Molecule: messenger RNA, 1612 nt
Organism: Hordeum vulgare subsp. vulgare (domesticated barley)
Lineage: Eukaryota; Viridiplantae; Streptophyta; Magnoliopsida; Poales; Poaceae
Product: GDSL esterase/lipase At4g01130
Exons: 5
Coding region: 107-1366 (419 amino acids)
Molecular function (GO): hydrolase activity, acting on ester bonds
Source: RefSeq, a predicted model, not a curated record